This is a messenger RNA of Salarias fasciatus (jewelled blenny), 1854 nucleotides long. Its product is annotated as sulfotransferase family cytosolic 2B member 1-like. The transcript has 6 exons. The record is from RefSeq and is a predicted model, not a curated record. NCBI's taxonomy places the organism in Eukaryota, Metazoa, Chordata, Actinopteri, Blenniiformes, Blenniidae. Gene Ontology annotation, molecular function: sulfotransferase activity. Bases 822 to 1712 code for a protein of 296 amino acids.
UUCAGGACUGUCCGGUUGUUCAGGACUGUGCGGUUGUGCAGCAGUGACUGGUUGAAACAGUCUGAACCUGCAUGGUAACUGAAAAUAUGAGAAAUCAACAAGGUUACUGUCUGACGUGUUCAUGAUUCCAACUUCACAUGAACUCUCAGCUUUAUUUAGAAUCUGAACACUUUCGCGUGACUUAUUUCUGACUUGUUCUCUUUGUGAAAUAAUAGCUUUAAUAACUGCACACAUAUCUCAGCUGUCGCACCCUAAAUCCUCCUCUCACUCGAUCCAAGUCCGCACCCAGAGGUCACAUGACACAGAUGACACACAUCCAGGUGCACGCAGUAGCCUCGGUUCUGGUGCAUACACACCAAAUUACGCAUGCACACGUUUUCUAAGGCACACGCUGUAUUGUGCAUGCAGAUAAGAAAGUAGGAACGCACAAAUCUGGUAUGUCUGCGCACGCAAUUAUGCACGGAUGUGCGAGUGCACACACGCAAAUGUAGGCGUGUUCGGGCAAACCCCCCAGCACAUUCCAAGACCAGGAAGUCUGUCGAAAAUUAAACCUCACUUAAAAAAAAAUCAGUGGAAUUUUGCCAGUACAUGACAAAUCACAGACACAGCCUCACGAUCAAAACAAAAAGUCUCGCGUGCUUCAGGAAACGGGGCAGAGGAAUUGAACUUAUAUUGUGCGCGCGGCUUCAUUAUUCACGGACAGCUGCACGCGCCUCGGUUCUUCCUGUCGGGAUCGGGAUUCCCACGCAGGGUGUUGUUGAUCCUGAGUGUUUCGUCCUCCGAGGAGCGUUUUCUGCAGCUUACCGUGGAUCCUCGCAGCCAUGUCGUCCUCCGGGGAGCUUUAUCUGCUUUACCACGACCUCCUGUGUCCCAAAGAGACGCACAGCGCGCAGAGCCUGAAGUUUGCUCAGGAGUUCAGCUUCAAAGACGACGAUGUUGUUGCUGUCACAUACCCAAAGUCAGGGACAAUCUGGAUGCAGGAGAUCCUCCCACUGCUGCUGAAUGGAGGGGAUCUGACCCCGAUCCAUACCAUCCCCAACUGGGAUCGGGUCCCUUGGUUGGAAGAGAAAAGACUGGAAGUGGUUGUGGAUCAGCUGAAGUCUCCUCGGGCCUUCGUCACACAUUUUCCCUACAAUCUCAUGCCUCCUUCUUUCCACACCUCUAAAGCCAAGGCAAUCUAUGUCAUGAGAGACCCACGGGACGUUCUGGUGUCUUCGUAUUACUUCCACCAAAUGGCCGAAUUUCUUGAGGAACCAGGAACAUUUGAUGAAUUUAUUGGCAAAUUUCUGGAGGGCAAAGUACUUUUUGGGAAGUGGACCGAUCAUGUGAAGAGUUGGAUGCACACAGAGCUGGGAGACAGAAUAAUGCACAUUACUUAUGAGGAAAUGGUUCAGGACCUGCCUGCAGCUCUCAGGCGCAUGGCAGAUUUCCUGGGCCGUAAUCUGGACCCUGAAACCAUUCAGAAGAUUGCAGAGCAAUGCUCUUUCCAGACCAUGAAGAAGAACACAAUGUCCAACUUCAGCCUGGUUCCCAAGGCUUACAUGGAUAACGACAAGUCUCCAUUUCUUCGUAAAGGUCAUGCUGGAGACUGGAGAAAUCACUUCAGCUCAGAGCAACUGGCCCGAUUCACAUCUGUGAUUCACAAAGAGCUGGAGGGUGAGGGCUGCUCUCUGCCCUGGAGCCUGGACACAACUGGAGGGAACGGAUGUUGAAAAUGAAGGAAUGGAGUCCCAUUAGAUGCAGAAAUUGUAACUGAUUGGGUCUCAGAUUUCAGAGUGUGUCUUUAUCAUGAUUCGGUAUUUAUGUAAUUGAACUUGAACUUGAUUGAUUGUUAAUGUUUAUGAUCUGGUCCCA